Molecule: messenger RNA, 738 nt
Organism: Thlaspi arvense
Lineage: Eukaryota; Viridiplantae; Streptophyta; Magnoliopsida; Brassicales; Brassicaceae
Source: the annotation of a GenBank genome assembly
AUGGUGCAAAAAUAUUACUGGGAUUCAGAGCAUCAUACAUUAAUGAAGACUCAGUGGACUAAACAACUUCAGAGGAUGAUCUCAAACAACAUCAUCAAGGGAAAGAGACUCAACAAAAAACCCAGCUUUGUCUCUGUCACCAAUUGGAACUUGAUCACUACAAAUUCAAAAAAUCGUAAAUCUGACCGUGGUGGAGAUGGUAUGCAUCAACAUAUUUCUGGUUCAAAAUCAUACGCCAAGGUCAAGUAUGAUAUGAUGAUGGAGCUUGGUGAGGAACCAGCAAUCACCGACUUAGUGCGUAAGACACACAUGAAAAUUGAUGGCACUUUCGUAGACAAACGUGCAAAGAAGAUUGUCGAAGAAGUUGAGUCCAUUGUUGUUUCACACUUUCCCAUUAACACUGAUGAUAAUGAGGCUGGCAGCCAAGGGUCCAACUCACCUAUUACACCUCUAAUGCGUGAUGAAGCUUUUUAUUCGAUAGUCAAGGCAUACAAAGGAAGGUUUUUUGGACUUGGAACUGCACAGAUGGGGCAUUAUGAUCCCAUUGAUCCACCAACCGUUGUUCUUCCUCGACAAGCUCGUUAUGAGAGAGAUCUGGUCAAUCUGACUGGAGUUGUCAACCUUAUGACCCAGCAGCUUACAGCUUUGUGUGAAGCCAGAGGAGUCCUAAUGACAUCAGUAAUUGGGACCGAGCAGCCACCUGAAGCGGCAGCCCCACACCCAGACAUCGCUAACUGA